UAUAUAACAGCAGGGGCAGUGCACUGAUGACUUCUUCAGCGUCGCUCAGUGCCAGUGCACCACUGCGCCUCUCCCAGCUCAUUUCCACUCGAGCUGAGCACCGAGAACAAGCUGAAGCCUUCAGCUCCAGGACUCACUGGACUCACGACCAGCUCCUCAACCUCUUCGGAAUAUGAAUACUUCUCUACUUGGACUUCUCUUCAUCUAUUCUCUUGUUUUCCUCAGAGUGUCUCUCGGCGCGUCCACGGCGGAGCGCGCACUCACGAGUCCCACAGCGGGGAAGCUCUCUUACACUCAAAGUCAGAGUCCCGGCACAGGCCCGCGCAGGGACGAGGACAAAUACGAUAGCAACGAAGAGGAGCUUUCUGGGGACUAUGAGGAUGUCCACCCCCAAGUGGCAUUUUCCACCAAACCUAAGGACUCCUCUGUGAUGCCCCUUACACAAAACAGAAGGAGAAGAAAAGGGAAGAAGAACCCCUGUUUGAGGAAAAUGUACAGAAACUACUGCAUUCAUGGGGAGUGUCAAUACUUGGAGGGAUUAAAUCAUACCUCUUGCAUAUGUGAGCCUGGAUAUGCUGGCGAGAGGUGUCACAUAUUUACGUUGCCUGUUGUUCGUGAGCAACGCUACAACCAGACUGCGGCUUUGGCUGUAAUAGCAGUGAUCCUGUCUUUGAUGUGUCUCACCUUCAUUGGCAUUAUGUUGGCCUUCAGAUGUCACAAAAAAGGUGAGGACGACGUGGAGAGCGAGGAGAAGAUAAAGCUUGAGGCAGCGACUGUACCGUAGUGCUGAGAAAGCAAGAGAGAGAAACCAUUGGUUUGGUGGACAUGCAGAGGGAACUUGUGGCCGAGGGAACUCGUCACUGCUGAGGAAUCUGAUGGCUUCUGUCAAAUUACACGGAUGCCAAAUACUCGCAUGAAGGAUAUAAUGAACUUUGCUUUGAAGAGCUGAGCUUAUCUUCCAUCUGCAGAACUCAAAAACAAGUCCAUCUGUAUGAAAAAUGUUCAAGAAAUGAAGAAAAUCCCUGAAUGUAGCUGCAUCAAAAUGUAUUCAUCAUUGUCCUUUCUAUUUAUUUAUUCUUCUCUUAAAGAGAAGAUUGCUUGACUGUCAUCCUUGAAACACUGAAAAUUAUUUAUUUAUUCUAUUUAUUUUGCUAUAUAAUCAUUUUGUAUAUUUACAGAAUGUACUGUGUUUGUCAGAUGUACAGUUCGUAAGUAGUUGAACAGAGGCUCUGUACUCCAUCACACUGGAUUUAAAAUGAGAUCACUGUCCUGAAUAGUGUUCUUCACUCAUUCGCUGGGAUCUACCUUGGACUGCCAGUUUAUUUACUAGUGGUAAUCUCAUUGUGUUCUUGUUGUCUUGGGUCUCAUAAUACAGUAGCACAGAGCUGUACAACAAACCAGUGAGCAGCCAGUUAUCCAAUUAUUUACAGUUCCUGAAGUGUUUGUUUUAUUUCUAAUUCCAAUGUGCUUUUGUACAGACACAAAUUGUUGUGUCACUGUCCAAUUACUCACAGACUGCACUGUAUUUUUUUAACUGUACAAAUAUAUUUAUUAUUGUAAAAUCAAGUAACUUUCUAAAAAUGACUGCCUUUUAUGCUUUAUAUGUUGUUACGCUACACGUUUGAAUUUACAUAUAAACUGAAAAAGAAGAAUGCUGACUCUAAUUCAAAUGUGUAAAUUGGUUCCACAUGAAUAAAAUAUAUUACAUCAACUCAA
Colossoma macropomum (tambaqui) is the source of this 1716-nucleotide messenger RNA. RefSeq names its product heparin-binding EGF-like growth factor b (gene hbegfb). The transcript has 6 exons. The coding region runs from base 173 to 784 and encodes 203 amino acids. NCBI's taxonomy places the organism in Eukaryota, Metazoa, Chordata, Actinopteri, Characiformes, Serrasalmidae. The record is from RefSeq and is a predicted model, not a curated record. Gene Ontology annotation, biological process: positive regulation of mitotic nuclear division; positive regulation of cell population proliferation; epidermal growth factor receptor signaling pathway.